AUGUCCACCUGUCUUAAUUCAGCUUCCCCUUUUAAAUUAGCUCUCAUUCAAUUGGGAGGCACUGGUAGUGACAAGCAGAAAAACCUCCAGUUGGCUCGCCAAAAGGUCCUCGAGGCCGCGGGCAAUGGAGCCAAUGUAGUUGUCUUACCUGAAUGUUUUAAUUCACCUUAUGGAACAAAGUUUUUCCCUGAAUACGCUGAAUCGCUCGAUAACAGUGAAUCCGUCAACAUGCUGUCGGGCGUUGCAAAGGAAGCGGGAAUUUAUUUAUUUGGAGGUUCCAUCCCUGAACGCGAUAACACCAGUGGCAAUGUCUUCAACACGCUGACUGUGUAUGAUCCUGAGGGAAAGAUGAUUGCAGUGCAUCGUAAAGUGCAUCUUUUUGAUAUUGAUGUCCCAGGAAAGAUUACCUUUAAGGAAAGCGAGACCUUGACGGGCGGUAACCACUUGACUCACGUUACUACAAAAUACGGCAAAAUUGGUGUGGGCAUUUGUUACGAUAUUCGAUUCCCUGAAAUGGCUAUGAUUGCGGCGAGAAAAGGAUGCAUGGCAAUGAUUUAUCCCGGCGCAUUUAAUACCACUACCGGCCCUAUGCAUUGGGAACUCUUACAACGUGCGAGAGCCGUGGACAAUCAAAUUUAUGUUGCUGCCUGCUCACCAGCUUUGGAUACCAACGCUUCCUAUCAUGCGUGGGGUCACUCGACUGUGGUGAAUCCAAGAGGCGAAGUAAUUGCAACAUGCGAUGAAAAAGAGGCAAUUGUUUAUGCGAAUAUCGACCCUGAGGAAAUCAAGUCUAUUCGUACAAAUAUUCCAUUGUAUGGACAGCGUCGUUUCGAUAUCUAUGGCGAUGUCACGGAAACCGUCCAGGACCGUGAUGAUGGUACUUGUGCAAAGAAGGCUACUAAAUGA
Radiomyces spectabilis is the source of this 906-nucleotide messenger RNA. RefSeq names its product carbon-nitrogen hydrolase. The transcript has 10 exons. The coding region runs from base 1 to 906 and encodes 301 amino acids. The record is from RefSeq and is a predicted model, not a curated record. Lineage: Eukaryota; Fungi; Mucoromycota; Mucoromycetes; Mucorales; Radiomycetaceae. Gene Ontology annotation, biological process: L-glutamine metabolic process; oxaloacetate metabolic process. Gene Ontology annotation, molecular function: omega-amidase activity. Gene Ontology annotation, cellular component: mitochondrion.